Molecule: messenger RNA, 12081 nt
Organism: Coregonus sp. 'balchen'
Lineage: Eukaryota; Metazoa; Chordata; Actinopteri; Salmoniformes; Salmonidae
Source: the annotation of a GenBank genome assembly
AUGUCCCGCCGCAAGCAAGCGAAGCCACAGCAUCUCAAAUUGGACGAAGAAGCGUUGCAAACUGACGUCGCCACAGAACAUGGUACGUGAGAUUCACACACACUUUUCUGCAACAAAAAAAAAAGCAUUAAAAAAAAAGUUAUCAUAGGCAUAUUUGAUUGCCAGACUAUAAUAGGCUACAGCAGGCCGAUUUAGCUUCAAUAGUUAUUAAUUCAUAUCUUAUUAUAAUCCUUCCUAACCAUUCAUAUAUUAUUAUAACCCUUUGCCUUAUAGGGUUAGGGACUUUAAAAAAUCGAUUUUAGUAUUUCCUUUACUUCCCAGGUUGUUACAAAUAUAGGACUACGGGUGAAUCAGAGCAGAUUUUCAACGUUCUUUAUCCUGUACAUCAGUGUGAUAUUUAUUAUACAAUCUAAAAAAGUGGUAUAAAUAAAUGGUAGCGUAUAGUCUAGAUAAAUAAUAUAAAUGAGCAUAAAUAAUAUAAAUUGCCCUCGGAUAUGAUAAGAUAACUCUGGAUAGGCUAUUGUCUGAUCGAUUUCAAAGCACACUUUCAUGAGUUAUGCAUGCAAUUUUGCCCAUUGGUAAUGGUAGAAAUUUGUCCUGAGAGAUUUGUAGCCUAUCAAUAGGCUAUAUCCUUUCAGUGUGAAGGAAUAUUGAAAAUAGUUAGGCCCUAUACGAACAGAAAAAUGUAUUGUUGUUGUUAUUACAUUUGUCAUCAAAUCAUAUCUGACAUAAUUUUGACAAAUUUAUAAAAAGGAUAUAGUUUCACAGAGGACCCACAUCAGCUCAUUCUCUGUGUAUAUUAUACUUUAGUGUAACUGUAUAAUGUUAAUGAAAAACUAUAUAAUAAAGAUGUUUUAUUGUCACACAUAUGGUAGGCAACUAUGGUAGCAUUGAAAUAUGAUUUACAUAAUGACCUAUAAGUCUAGAAUGAGAGUUUGGUUUUGGAUUAAGGAAGUGUCCAUGAUAAUAAGAAAGGCCUACUAGCCUACUUCGUUUUUGAAAGAGGUAGGCUUUAUAGGCUAGAUGUAAAGGAGGAUGCCUAAUGGGAAAGAUUUUAGUUUUUUAUUAAACUAUAUUGUUCCUCAGGUACGGAAAAUAAAACAUAUAUGUCAUAUUUUUUUUUGUUAGUUCAUAUUCUACUGCAAUUGAAAGUGGGCACAAACUGGUUAAAUCAAAGUUGUUUCCAGGUACUUUGUCAACAUAUAGUGACGUAAAAUCUACAUGGAAAAUACAUUGUAUUUGAAAGAAAUCAUAAAAGUAACUGUUGUUUUGAGGGUGAAAUUUCAACCACAGGAUUAUGUCAUCAUGGUAACCAAAUAUUAAAAAAGACAAACCUUCUAUAAAAUAUGUUGAAUUUGUACCUUUAAAACAAUGUCAGAUCUUCAAAAUUAUUUCCAAACAAUAGGCUGGGCAGCACCUCCUACUGGAGAAUUGAUCUAUCUACAGCUACCCUUUGAUCUCCCAAGCCCUGCUCAGCUAUGAUAUUUGUCACUGUAUAUGAUCAAUGUGCUAUUGUGAGAAUGAUUGUUGAGAGAUUUCCACUUUAAAAUUAAAUAGAUUUUCUGUUGCUAUUAAAUUCAUUCCAAAGGGUAGGUUUAAUAGAGCAAGUUAAAUGUGACCAUACUUUAUCACUCAUACCAUCAAUUAUGCUAUUUAGGCCUAUAUAGCAUUUGCAAAGUCAUCAACAGCUGUUGUUUCAAUUCAACCCAGGACUCAACAAAAACAUUCAUAAUACAUAGGCCUAGGGUUUCAAGCUCUGGUUGAUUUAAAAUGUAAUGAUACUUAGUGAUAUUGAAUUGUGUUUGGUUGUCAACGCAACCAAAUAUAUACAUUUGAAGGAGCUGUAUGUUCUACUUAGUUCCAUCUGUGACACUGACUUAAUUCCAGUUUGUCUACAAAUUAAUAAUUGAUAUGUUGGAUUCACGUCUCCAUCUCAACCGAAAAUCUAAGUUAAACAAUAGGACUAAAUCAAAUCACACUUGAUUUAAAGUGCAUUUAAACUUUGAUUUGAUUUAAUUUGAUUUAGUCCUAUUGUUAUCUUAGAUUUUUGUUUGAGAUGUAGACGUGAAUCCAACAUAUCAAUUAUUAAGUCAGUGGCACAGAAGGAACUAUCCAAGCAGAAGAUAAAUCUCCUUCAAAUGUUGAUAUUUGAUUGUGUAUAAAUGUCUUCUAAUGUAAUCAUGUAAAGCAUGAAUCUUCAAGAUAUCAUGCAUAGGUAUUGCAGGUCUGUGGAGAUCUUCACAAUUGCUGUAAUAAUCUGCACAGAAUCUCGAACGGCAUUGAUCACUUGCGCUAUGUGGCCUACUUUUAAUGUAAUCUCAACUGCAAUCCAGGUCAUUUGGUUCUGCUAUUAGAUGAAGCACAGUGAUAACACGUUAAUCUGUUGUAUAAAUAAGCAAAACAUCUGACAUUUAAUUCCCAUUUGAACUUUGCUGUGAUUUUAAAUAGUUGAAAGCGCAGUGAUAGACAUUUGGGUGGCAAACCAAAAAUCAUACAUUGUUUUUCCAAUGGAAUUUGGUUGUGCUUUUAGAUGGUUGAAAGCAUAGUGAUAACACAAUGGAAAUUCAACUAACUUUUGGCAGUCUUUUUGAGUGGGGGAAUAUAGGUUGUAAUCUCAUUGAUCAAUGUCUCAACCAAAUAUUACCAAAUUAUCCACAUUGAAAUGACGUGGUGUGCCCAGUGGGAGGCUACUGGUCUGAAAAUGUUUUCUUGAUUAGAUACAUAUUUUACAGGUACAGUAGCCUAUAUGUAUAAAAUAUUCAUAUCAACAAAAAUAUAGUAUUUAUCCCGUUAAUCCAUUCAAUCCAUUCAAGACAAGAAAUUGCGUUGUUUAAAUAUUUAUCUGAGCCACUCAAACAUGACUAUUUUAAUUGAGUCCUAUUUGAGACAAUAUAUUUUAUGCUUUCUACACGUUUCCUAAAUAGUAAUAAAGUAUAUUUUCCAUUUGAAAUCAUAGAUACAAAUUCUAGAUGACAGUUUUGUUAAUGAUAUUCGUCAUUUGUACCAAUGCUAUUCCCUCCCUCCAAAUCAAAGGUUAUUUUGAUAUUUAUUUUGUUAUACACAGUGUAAUAUACCGUAUAUAUAUAUAUAUGUAAAUGUGUGUGUGUGUGUGUGUGUGUGUGUGUGUGUGUGUGUGUAAAUCACAGUCAAUAGUAUUCAACCACCACCAUAAACUCAAGGGAGUGAAAUAAAUAGGCUAAAUGUUUUUAAAGUUUUCAGGACAGCACAUAAGUGUAGGCCUAUAUUGUUCUCAAAUUGCUGAUGGAUAUAUCAACUUAAAUAAAUAUAUUUUACAGUAAUAUCACAUUUAUCCAAAUGAUAAUAUAUUAUUUAUAUAUGAAGACACUUUCAUGGUAACAUUAAUUUGUGAUAAAAUAUUAUUUUUAAGUACUCACAGGUCAAAUUAAAUAUUCUAGUUUUUAUAUGUUUUAGACGUUUUUGAAGUUUUAUGGUGUUAAAGUGGUUGUAAUAUGGUUUGGCACAAUGAUUGAAUCAGAAUCAUCAGAAUCUUGCUCAGAGGUCCUUAAACUCAAAAUGACGUAUUACUAUCAGGUUUAUUAAUCUUAUCUGCAUGGUAUUUAUUUUAGUAAUUCAUUUAUAAUAUUUCCCCCCACCUCAGUCAAGGAUUAUGUAGGAUUUAUCAGUUAUUCAAUGUUAGGCUACUCAUCAGGCCAUUUUUUUCUAGGUUUUUCGUGCUUGGCCUGUAUUGUUGACAAAUGUGGCAGAUUAGUACUAUGAAAAGGUGGGAUUGUAUUGAGUGCCAACAAGGCUCUUCUUUGUCCCGCCCCCCACCAGGCAGGGGGUGUGUUCUGAGAUGUGCUUUGAUUGAGCCUGCUGACUUAACCUUUGUCCACCUCACCCUACAAGGGGCAAGUGCUGUAUGUCAGGAUCAUAAUGCAAUUAGUACAUCUGUGCCAUUGACCUCUGAAGCAUGUAGGCCACACUGUCGAGACGGAACCAUUGCUGUGUAAACUGAUUCCUCACUCUGAUCUAACUGUUUGUUUUCAUUUUAAAAUCUCAAUUGCUGUGAAUGAUUUUGCUCUCCACAGUAAACAAACGAUACAAAUAUUUUUUGGCCAUCCUUUGUUCCUGUGUUUGGAUAGUGCAUUGUGUCAUGUAUUUCUUGUAAAAGCCAUAAUAUAUCCACCUCGAUUGUAAAAAGUGUUUUUUGUUUUUGUUGUUGAGGUAGCUUUCUGAUAUAGCAACAACUUUCCCUAUAAUAACUAUGAAGAAUGAUAGUGUUUGAAUUAUCAAUUAGAAAAUGAUUUUUAAUCUGUUUAGAAAACCCAACUCUAGCUAAUCAUGGCAUCAUGGUCUUACUUCUGUUUGCUGUGACUUAACAUUGGUGAUCUUGAGACCACCCACUUAGAUGAGCCAAUGACACUGAUUCUCUACUCAAAUGUUUUGUAUGCUGUUUAGGUUAUUAAAUCAAACAAAUUAAAUGGUAUAUGUCACAUGCGCCGAAUACAACAGGUGUAGACCUUACCAUAAAAUGCUUACUUACAAGCCCAUAACCAACAAUGCAGUUUUAAGAAAAAUAAGAGUUAAGAAAAAUAUUUACUAAAUAAACUAAAGUAAAGAAUAAAAGAGCAACAAUAAAAUAACAAUAACGAGGCUAUAUACAGGGGGUACUGGUACCGAGUCAAUGUGCGGGGGUACAGGUUAGUCUAGAUUAUUGAGGUAAUAUGUACAUGUACUGUAGGUAGGGGUAAAGUGACUAAUAGAUUAAAAAACUGCGAGUAGCAGCAGCUCGGAGGCUGAGCAGUUGCCAUACCAGGCGGUGAUGCAACCAGUCAGGAUGCUCUCGAUGGUGCAGCUGUAUAACUUUUUGAGGAUCUGAGGACCCAUGCCAAAUCUUUUAAGUCUCCUGAGGGGGAAUAGGCAUUGUCGUGCCCUCUUCACAACUGUCUUGGUGUGUUUGGACCAUGAUAGUUUGUUGGUGAUGUGGACACCAAGGAACUUGAAGCUCUCAACCUGCUCCACUACAGCCCCGUCGAUGAGAAUGGGGGUGUGCUCGGCCCUCCGUUUCCUGUAGUCCAUGAUCAAUUAUUAUUGAAAUUGUUGUGACAAUUUAUUAGUGCAGAAAUUUCUGUUAUUUUCUGGGUUUUAAACAACUAAUUGACCAACAUCUGUUCAAUUAUUUGAAUUCCGCUUUGUUUAGUUUUUGGCAAUUUCUCUAAAGAUACAUCAGAUCAAUCCCGAACUGUGUCAUGUAGUAGGGAGUUGUAGUUUCUAACAGGCUAAUAUUCUACAUAGUUUAGAGCAGAAAACGUGGUAAUUAACUACAAUGACCAUAAUCCAUUGCGCGCCUACUUGUCCAGUGUGUGUUUCUUUUACGCCUGGCACAUUAGGAUAGUGUUGGCCAGACACUGACAGGGAGAGAAGAAUGAGGGACAGAGAGCAGUUGCUUUGCGAGGUAUCUCUACCUGAAGAUACAUGAUAUGAUUAAUAGUUGGUAUUCAGCAGUCAUAAAAGUAUGCCUUAUUUACUUUGAAGAUUUUUUUUAUUAUUUUUUAUUAUUAUUUUUUAUUUUUUAUAAUUGUUUUACUUUGAAGAAUUACUAAAAUUGUGAUUUUGUUAAACAGCAUAGGCAGCAGCUCUAUAGAGAUGAGAUGAUGACUUGGAAUGAAAUAAUAAAGUCAUCAAAUAAAACUAAUGUAAUAAACACAACUACUGAAAUAUUUUAUUAAAGUAAAGUAAUGUGAAUAAAUUAUGGUUAAUAAGUGAUGAGCAGUAACUAUCAUCAUGGGACUUUUAUUAAUUAUUUUAUUAUGUUUUGUUACAGCAUUCAACCCAAAUAAUGGAUAGUGCAUUUCAUGUUGUUUUUUUUAAACAAUCGGAACUGAAAUUGAAAACCGUUUUUUUUAUUUUUAUAAUCAAACUGAAAACCAACUGACUUCAAAAAGCACUAAUCGCUCAGCACUACAAUUUAUUGACCACACAGUAUGCCAGACAUCCUCGGACACACGCAUACAAACACGCACACACACGCAUGAAUGCACACGCGCGCACACACUAGACAGAGACACACUAGACAGACAGACAGACACACACACACAUUAUCAAAGCUGCUUUGUGUAUGUGCUGUCACAAUGGCACUGUUUUUCAACCAGUGCCAUGAAUGCACUCAAAAAGAGUAAGAAACAAGGUCAAUCAGUGGUUGUUUGACAGUUAUAAGCACCCCCAACAUUUUUUUAGUUGUUUGAACAAACAGUGAUCAAAAACACAUUUUUAUUUUAUGUACAGAAUAGACAAAACCUUGGAUAGAUCACAGCACUCAUGUUUCGAAGAUAAGUUUAAGCCAUAUUUCCAUUCUAUCUUAUUCUAUAGAAUGGUAAACAUGCACAGUCAUCCCUUUUGUGUUUUUUUCCUGACUUUAUAGACUUUAAAUACUCUGAAUUGAUUCAUUCCACAACACCCAUUGAAAAGUUGUUUCAAUGCCCAUUGAAAAGCAACUUGGGUGUAUGUGCAAUAAAAGAAAGGUUGAAAAUGGAACCCUAUGGGCGCUGGUCAAAAGUGCACUAUAUAGGCAAUAGGAUGCCAUUUUGGAUGCACAUAAAGUAUUGUUUACGCUGGAACUUCCCAGCAUUACCCAGCUGGCAUGCUCAUCUGCCUCCUAACAACACACAGAUUUCCCUGUUUCCUCAGUGAUUCUGAACUUCACGAGGAGAGCAUUGCCAAUCAACUGCAUUGAUUUGAGGGCAUUUAGGAGAAGCUUAAUGUCUAAAAGAAUUAAGCUCUCUAGACUUUUUAUAGUUACUGCAGCUGCUAGAAUAUCACUCAGGAUACUGAACAAGAGGACAUGAGAUUGUAUAAAAGACUGUUUAUAAUUCCUUAUAGAAUUUACAUCAACAUAGCAGUAGCUAUUACAUGUCCAAGAUCAAGAUAAAUAUCAUGUAAAAAUAUCAUUUUCUGUGUGUGCGAGGGAGGUAUUUGCAGCCAGGAAUAAAAACAAUGGUUUACCAUGUGUUUAUAGCUGGAUGUAGCUAAGUAUUGGUGAAGUUAUUUCAUAUCAACAUCAGACCAAGAAGUACAUAUUUUACUGUUCUAGAUUGAUAACAUGUUAAACUAAUUAUUACUUUCAAAUAGAAGCAGCAUUAUAGAUUAAUAAUGUAAAAGGUUCCUAUAGAAUAUAUUAAAUUAAGAUCAAUUAUUGGGUUUUCCUUGUUUUCUUCUUUAAAUUACUACACUAUAAAUAUAAUCUCACAUUAAUUCCCAGAAUGUAGUCAUUUUAAUUAACUGUAAAAUAUUAUUUUGAAAUAUUGCUGUUGUAUGAACUUGUUUUCAACUUAUGUUAAUGUUGCAUUUUUCCUAGGCACGCUCUAAUAGACAAUGAUAACAUGUUUGUUUGACAGAGCCAAGUGUUGUGGAAUAGCAUAUGAAAUUCCUGCUGUGGAAAUUAGAGUGGUUGAUUGCAAUAGGGAAUGACCCAGUCAAAGACCCAAUUUGUACUCAACGGACAUGGCACUUUAAUUGUAUGAAUGCAUUGGAAAUCAAUAAUCAAUCAAUUUCAUUAAGUUGCAGUAUGCACAAUUGAUAGGUCACAUAAUUUGAUUGAUUAGCCAAAUCAAAUUAGCAGCUGCAUACAAGGAGAUUUAAUUUAGUAGAAACUGGGUCUAAUAUGAUGCAAUGAAUCUAUACAUUUAGAAUGAAAACUAUAGAUUGAGUUUAUCAUUGAACAUGUUUACUCUUACUGUAAUUGAAGGGUUAUAGUCUGUCAUCCUAGUUAUAUUAACUAACAGUUAUUUUCUUCUCCCCCUGUUUUCCAUGCAGCUCUAUUGGAGGGAAUGGAUGAGGAGGAGCGCCGCAGUGGCAUUGAGGAAACGCAUGUGUGUGAAAAAUGUGCUGAGUACUUCACCUGGGCCGAACUGUAUGAGCACCAGAGAAACUGCACAGAGGACCCACCUCAGUUCCUCAUUGUGAAGGAAGAUGAGGGGAUGCCUAGACCUGAGGGAUCCCCAGCUGGAUCCUCCCCAACCCCCAGCCUGGCCAUUCUUAGCCUGGCCCCCAGUGACUCAGCAGACAUCGAGUCAGCGGACGGGGGCCUUGAGCUGGUGGAGCCUAUGAAUGAUAAUGAUAAUGACAGCACAGAUAUGUUAGAGGAGAUGAACAUGGGAGAGAGGGAGGAUGAAUCCAUGGAGGUGGAGCAGCAGCACCACGACAAACAUAAGUCAUCUAGACCCCAGAAUCCCCCAGAUACAACCGAGUUGGCCAUCCCUUCAUCUCAGUCGUCUCCUGUGACCAGCAGCAUGCCCAGUACGAACGUAACGCUGGAGAUCCUCCACAGUACCCAGGUGGCUGUGGCCCAGUUCUCCCAGAGCCUCCACAGUAGUGGGGCAGGAGGGAAGGCGGCCACAGCAGCCAUCCCAGUGAUCCUGGAGCACCUGCUGUCUUUGCAUCAGCAACAGGUCCACCAGUUGCAGCUUAUUGAGCAGAUCCGUAGCCAGGUGGCCUUCAUGAACAAACAGCCCACACAAACAGCACUAAACCCAGUCUCCAGGGCCCUAUCACUGGCACCAAACCCUUUCCCCUCCCAAGGCCUCAUCGCUCCCCCUGUCCUACCACUGUCUGGGACGAUUCCCUCUGCCGUCAAUGGACAAGCAUCUGUGUCUUUGGCAGCUGUGCUUGAGAGGUCCCACACACUCUCCUCACAAACUUCAUAUGGACAGGCCCACAUGAGAAAUGUUAGAUGUACCUCAGCUCCCUCAGAGAACUCUGCCCCUCCCCCUACUAGCUGCAACAAUAUUUCCUCAUUACAGCCUCCCUACACGGGUUCACACUCACACACAAGCGGGAGCUGUACUCAGACCCUGACCUCGUCCAGCUCACUGUCCAUGCAGGGUCAGAGCAACAGUCUCCUCAGCUCACCAUCCAGCCUGCCGUUUCUACCUCAGAGCCCCCCCAGCAGUGUCAUCUUCCCCAACCCCCUGGCCAGCAUCACAGCCACGACUAACGCCCUCGACCCGCUCUCCGCCCUGAUGAAGCACCACCGGAAUGGCAAGCUGCCCAAUGUGUCCAUGUUCGACACCAAGCCCAGCACUGAGGAGCCCUUUUUCAAGCAUAAGUGCAGGUUCUGCGCCAAAGUGUUUGGCAGCGACAGCGCGCUGCAGAUCCACCUGCGCUCUCACACCGGGGAGAGGCCCUUCAAGUGCAACCUCUGCGGCAAUCGCUUCUCCACUAAAGGGAACCUGAAAGUCCACUUCCAGAGACACAAAGAAAAGUAUCCACAUGUUCAGAUGAACCCUUAUCCAGUGCCGGAAUAUUUAGACAAUGUGCCAACGUGCUCUGGUAUUCCCUAUGGAAUGUCAUUCCCUCCUGAAAAACCAGGAGCCACUUGGCUGGAUAGCAAGCCUGUUUUAGCGACGGUACCCACCUCUAUGGGCCUUCAGCUUCCCUUCACGCUCACUACUAUGGGAAGCUCAAGUGGCUCUCUAAGUGUCACACCACCCAUCAAAUCUCCUUUUAGGCCCUCCCCAGCCACAAGUGAAUGUGUGUCUUUGUCGCUGAACACUACAGGCAAUGAAACCAGUGUUCCCACAGCUUUAGAGUCUCCACAGUCUAAUCAGGAGGGGGAAGCCUCCCACGUAUUGAAAGCAGAGGAAAUUCACCUGCCCCAAAACUGCAUGACUAGACCCAGGGUGAGUCCAUUUACUGUGGCAACAAGUAAAGCCAUGACUAUGACCACAUCCACACCUGAGUGCAGCACACCGACUUACCCCGUUUCCAACUUCUCACCACUUUCCCUGGCCUCUGACCCGUUCAAAGCAAAGUUUCCAUUCGGUGGCCUCCUGGACUCUAUGCAAACGUCAGAGACCUCAAAGCUCCAGCAGCUGGUGGAGAACAUAGACAAGAAGAUAACAGACCCCAACCAGUGUGUCCUCUGUCACCGCGUGCUCAGCUGCCAGAGCGCGCUGAAGAUGCACUACCGUAUCCACACAGGGGAGAGGCCCUUUAAAUGUAAGGUGUGUGGCAGGGCUUUCACCACCAAAGGAAACCUGAAGACACAUAUUGGUGUCCACAGAGCAAACCCUCCUCUCCGGGUUCAACAUUCAUGUCCCAUCUGCCAGAAGAAGUUCACCAACGCUGUAGUGCUACAGCAGCACAUCCGCAUGCAUAUGGGGGGUCAGAUCUCAAACUCACCCUUAAUGGACGGCCUACAGGACCUCGACACUGAUCUCUCCUUCGAUGAGAAGAACUUUGACAGCCUGAAGAACUAUGACAAUGACCUCAUGUACGACAACUCCAUGGGGGAGGAAGAGGAUGAUGAAGAAGAAGAGGUAGAAAAUAUGGAGGGGGGUGUAGAUACCCUCAAACCCCUGAGCUCUGUCUCAAGUUCUCCUCCCAACUCUGAUGCUGUUGUCUCCAGCAUAGCUGCACUGGAGAACCAAAUGAAAAUGAUAGACUCCACCAUAAACCUAAACAACUCCUUUGGGCUGAAGUCAAUGAUGAAUGGUUUUAUGGACAGUGAGCGCCGUGCUGCUAUCCACUACUCUAUAGUGGGAGAAGGACAGAAUCACAAUGCAGUCGGCAGCCCAACCGUGUCUGAAUCGUCCACCGCCAUGCAUGUACCAGUGUCACCUGCACAAAGCAACUCUGAGGUCCACCUCUGCAAUUCCCCAUCUGGGAAGCACAGUGGAGAGUCACAAGAGAUCACAGCCUCAGUGAAGAGUGAGAAAUCUGAUUCGCCCACCUCGACUCCGGUACUGGAAAAUGGAGUGACCCUGGAUCUGAGAGGGAUGCAACCUCACAGGCAGUGUGUGAAACGGGAGAGUCCUUACAGUACGCUGUUCCUGAGUAAAGAACGUGGUAAGAUAACAAUAUCAACUGAUAAUAUCUGUAGGUGUAAUAACAAUGUAAAAAGGGGUUCCAUUUUUAAAUGCUUUAUAUAAUAUAAUAAUAAUAAUAUAAUAUGCCAUUUAGCAGACGCUUUUAUCCAAAGCGACUUACAGUCAUGCGUGCAUACAUUUUUUGUGUAUGGGUGGUCCCGGGGAUCGAACCCACUACCUUGGCGUUACAAGCGCCGUGCUCUACCAGCUGAGCUACAGAGGACCACAACAACGGUUGAACAUUUUGUUUUCCCCCUUCACUAUCUAGCAAAUGUAGAUCUCAUUCAGUUACCCCCAAAACAUAUUACAACUCUAAAACAUCGCUUUAUCUAAUUGUUUUAGGUUCCAGCCAAAGCAUUCCUAGCCUGAAUACCAGCAUUGCGCCAAGGAUGAUCAAAUCUGAAAUGAAUGGGCACCAUCGGCCAAUGAACUUCAACGAGGGGCUGCAUCAUCCAUUUGGCCUCCAGGUCCCUGCCGCUCCUCCAUCUCUGGUGAGCCCAGGAAUCAUCUCUCUGCUUGGGCCACCUCAACUUCGACGGACCCCCAAGCAGCACAACUGCCAUGCGUGUGGGAAGAACUUCUCCUCAGCCAGCGCUCUACAGAUCCAUGAGCGGACCCACACUGGGGAGAAACCAUUCGGUUGCUCCAUCUGUGGCAGGGCAUUCACAACUAAAGGAAACCUGAAGGUACUACACAUUUUAAUGGGAUUGUAUUUACUGUAUUUGCUCCCCAAACACUCUAAAGACUCAGUACCUGUUGUUCAAACAAUUUCAGAAUAUUUUCAGCUUAGCUUAUAGAUGAAAAUGCUCUAUCAGCUAUGACUAAUUUUAAUGGAUUUUUGUUUUAUCUCCUCCAUCCCCUCUCUCCCCCCAUUCCUCUUUAGGUACACAUGGGCACUCACAUGUGGAACAACGCACCAGCCAGAAGAGGCAGGCGUCUGUCAGUGGAGAACCCCAUGGCCUUGCUGGGUGGGGAAGCUGCCAUGAAGUUCGGAGAGAUGUUUCAGAAGGACCUGACGGGACGGGCCAUGAACGUGGACCCAGGGUUCUGGAACCGCUACGCAUCAGCUAUAACCAACGGCCUAGCCAUGAAGAAGAAUGAGAUCUCAGUGAUCCAGAAUGGGGGGAUUCCACAGCUUUAUCCCAUGACGGCAGGCAUGGACAGAGUCAGCACUGGGGGUAGCUCACCAAUGACCAGUCUUGGAAAGACAGCCAUGGACCUUGGAAUUAACCGACCCGACACUUUUCUAUGUUAA